Pseudomyrmex gracilis is the source of this 3363-nucleotide messenger RNA. RefSeq lists its product as uncharacterized. Gene Ontology annotation, cellular component: phosphatidylinositol 3-kinase complex. The transcript is spliced from 2 exons. The record is from RefSeq and is a predicted model, not a curated record. Lineage: Eukaryota; Metazoa; Arthropoda; Insecta; Hymenoptera; Formicidae. Gene Ontology annotation, molecular function: 1-phosphatidylinositol-3-kinase regulator activity. Gene Ontology annotation, biological process: phosphatidylinositol phosphate biosynthetic process; intracellular signal transduction. Bases 576 to 2309 code for a protein of 577 amino acids.
UAGAACCAUUCAGCCCGCGAGGCGAGAGCGAGCUCAGUGUCCGGUCAGUCGUUUGUCGACUUUCAGUUGGCCAUCGUGCGAGGCGAGCGCACCACGGUGCUGCUUUUGUCUCGUUCAAGCGGGCUGAAUUUAGGUUAGAAGUCUCGUGGAAGAAAGCUUUUAAAUCUCUCUCAAUAGAGAGAAGUGCGAGAGAGAUAGAGAGAGAGAACGGAAGUCUGUGUUCGCGAGGUACACUGUCCCGUCGUCUCGGCGAAUCUCUCACAGGAUCUAAAAAAAUCUCGUUUUCGCGUCGAGAGAAUUACAUGCGUCAACAAACCACGGAAGAGACACGCAAGAGUUUCGUACGGGAAUAAAUUGGAACGACCGUUUUCUCUCGUGAGAGUAUAAGUGUGUCGUUUUCACUCGAAGUCGUCUGGUUCCGCGAAACAGAACAAAAGCAUCGAAUCGCAUGUGCGCCCUCGACGAUACCACCGAUGAAAUUGCGAUGAAGCGGCACACACCACGACUGAAUACGUGACAACUGUUGUGCCGGCUGCGGUGUAAAUCCAGGUGUAUAAAACGUGCGAGAAUCCACUAUGCACACGAUGACGUGCCCGAGUUGCCGGCACCGCUUUUCGGCGGAAUGCUGCCAGGAGCCGAGCAAAGGAACCAGCAAAAGAGCCGAGCAGAAGAACUUUUCUUUCAGCUGGAACGGAAUAGCUGAAAGGCAGGAGUGCGAGAAAAACACUGCCGGCGUUAUUCAUCCGGCGGCGGCGGCGACGAGGACAACGACGACGACAACUUCUUACCUCGGUAAUUUUCUGGUACCACGCGACUGCACCAGCGGCGGCGGUUGUUUCAUAAACGCCACGCCGACGACUGUUCAUCAACCCGCUCUUUUCAAUCAUUCUCAAUCGGAUAUAAUCCGUUACGGCUCCAACGACAACACAGUGGAGGUCUGCUAUAAUACUCGAAUGAUGCCCGUGAAGCAGAGACGUUCGCUCUGCCUGGAAUCGCCGAUGAAUCAGUUGAGAGAUCAGAUCUCUUUAACAAACGAGUCGGCGAACGAGAGAGUUGAUUGCGGUAUCACGUCGAAGCAACACAUAGCGACCACGUGUGAGCUCACUGGCGGCAGUGUGACGAUCACCACACCUGGUAUGUCCGACACGGAAGCUGGAAUCGUGAUACGAGCCGAGAUUCAGCCGAAACUCACCGGCGGCGGUUGCCUCGUACAGAAGACACUGUCCACCAGUCCGGACAACUCACCUCGGACGCUUGACGCACCGCCGAGCGGCUGUUCGGAAUUACCUGGGAACAGAGAGAUGUUCCAGCCAAUCAGAACAUUGGGAGAAAAUAAUGGGACGGACAGAUGUUGUCGCUGCAACGCGGCGACAGUUCAGCCGAAUCUCUGUCAGUGUUACAAGUGUUCGUCCUCCUCGAACGCGCCCGUUGAUUGCGACUCGUUGCUGCUGGAACCCGUCGGGAGUGGCGUGCAGGUUCGAGUGAACGCCACCGUGCAGUUGCCCGCGAAUCUGGGUCAGUGCAGAGUAAAUAUCACGGCAACAACGGCAACACCUACUAACCAAGUUACCGCUGCUCCGCCGUCGUUCAACCAGGCUCCUUUUAUGGAGACGCGCGCUUUCAACGGAGGGGGCAUCGUUUACGGAGGCCACGAGUUCGACUGCACGACGAGGAUCGGAACCAUCGCGAAAGGAAAGAACUAUGAUUAUUACGAUACGCAAGGAGAUGUAGUAAUGCCGAGUACUCCGGUUUCUUGGUUGCUACCCCUGAUCCUGGACUCAGAACUGUUGGACAGGGAUGUGUACAUAUUGCACCAGACGAAGAAGUUGUUGCAAAGUAGCGGUUGGUACCACGAGGGUAUCAGUUGGCAACAAAGUGAAAAUAUUUUGAAGCACGCGUCCGUGGGUCGGUGGUUGAUGAGAGACAGCUCGGACAGCAGAUACACUUUCGCGGUGUCGGUACAAACGGCGAGAGGUCCCACUUCUGUCAGAGUGCACUACUGGCUUGGCAAAUUCCGAUUCGAUACGGUCCCGCAGCUGGCGUGCGCGGUGCCGCUGUUCAAAUGUCCCGUCCGAAUGUUGGAGCACUACAUCGAAUAUUCGAAGAAGAUGGACGAGCACCGGAAGGAAGUCUGGGUCGAUUACAGCGGUAAACUGUACAGCCAGAUCUACUUGACCAAGCCCCUGCUCAAGGAAGUCAAAUCGCUGUCGCACUUAGCCAGACUAGUUGUCAAUCAACACAAACUACCUACCGACCAUCUGCCGCUCUUCAUCAGAGAUUAUCUCGCGGAAUAUCCGUAUACACUCUGAGUGUGCAAUAUGCGUAUAGUCGCGUGCCUUUAUCUUCCGAAAUCUUCCUAAUAUAUAAGUGAGAAUUUAUUUUUCUACACCACAUGUGCUACGGAGACGUUUCUUCGACGGCUUCUUAACGAUCGACUAACUGCGCUUUUAGUUGCAUCAAUCAAUCGCAAAGGUACAUUUUUACGCAAGAGCGAAGAUAAACAAAUAGGUACAUAUAUAAAAUAUAUAGAAAAAUAAUAUCAAUAUAUAUACAUAUAUAUAUAUUGAUGAACUAUAGCGCACGCGUCAGUGUAUUUGUGUGUAUGUAUACUCUCUGGUUUUUUAUACAUCCUAACUGGCUAAGAACUCUGAUAUUGUUAUAUCGCGCAUAUUUCACAGUGAAUUAUCAUCUAAAUUUGUGUUUUUCUCCGACGAUUCGUUUUCUGACGGAAAAUUACUUUUCGUAUAUAUAGAGAGUAUAAAACAGUCCGUCUACAAACAAGUUUUCUACGUAUGUAUUACAACGUAAUAUUGUUUAUCAUAAUUUCUUCUUUUUUGAAUUUUGUCAUGUGAAUUGUGUUUCGCCGUGUAAGUGGCGGACGGUAGUGGCGGUGUUGUAUAAUGUCUCUCGUUAACGUCUAUACUCAAAAAGCAGCGCAUACUUGUAGAAUUUAUUUAAAGCGCUGGUUUUCGCCUUAAAAGAAAAAAAAACAUUAAUAACAUAUGUUCAACAAUUUUGAUUGAUGAACACAUGUCCUGCAAUAAUACUUACGAUCUAUAUAAACUUUAAAAAAAUUGACGAAAUAUUUUUAUAUCUUCUUGAAAAAAGAGUAUAUAAAAGAAUGACUGCACAGUUUAAUAUAAUUGUGGUUUUUACUUUACUCCUUUUCGCGUCGCCGGAACUUUCUAUGGAUAUGUAUAAAAAAAAACGUGUGAAAAUAUUUUAUAGAUAUUUUAUAGAUAGCUGUAUACUAUGUGAUGCAAUAUGUGGUACACGAUAAGUAAAACGAAUGACUAGAUGUGUGUGAUGUAAUAGUAAAUACAUACUCUGAAAACGAUUAAAAAAAAAAAAUUAUCAAUGUCA